Molecule: messenger RNA, 1964 nt
Organism: Dreissena polymorpha
Lineage: Eukaryota; Metazoa; Mollusca; Bivalvia; Myida; Dreissenidae
Product: piggyBac transposable element-derived protein 4-like
Exons: 2
Coding region: 1-1656 (551 amino acids)
Source: RefSeq, a predicted model, not a curated record
AUGGCUGACUACUUAGAUCAGCUUUUUGACAGUGACUCGGAUGAGUCUGAGUUUUCUGGUUUCUCAGAGUUUGACUCUGAUAUUGAAGUCGGUGAUUUGUCCGAUGAUGACAUUAUUCCCGAUGCUGAGGCUGCAGAUGAUAAUUGGACAGAUGACUUCAGUCCAUUGAGGUUUGAUGAGUUCAACGAGCAGCCGGGAGCACGCCUGCCAGAUGGAUUCGAUGUGGACACAGCCACUCCCAUGGAUUACUUUUGGCUGCUGUUCUCUCCGCAGCUGCUUCGGUCCAUUGUGGCGCAUACCAAUGGUUACUUCGCUUGGAAGAUGGCACAGCCGGACAUUCCAACGGACCUUAGAUGGCAGGACACAACAGAAGAAGAGAUGAGGGCAUUCCUUGCCAUCAACAUCCUGAUGGGAAUCAACCAGCUCCCCAAUGCCGAGAUGUUCUGGUCGUCCAAUCCCUUCAUCAACAAUGCUGGAAUCACCAACACCAUGACAUGCAACAGGUUCCAGAAGCUGGUGCAGUACUUCCAUGUUGCGGACCGGUCGACUGAGCCAGGAAGGGGAGAGCCAGGAUACGACAAACUCUUCAAGGUGCGACCUGUCAUGGAGAGCGUCAGCCGGACAUUCCAGGACAUCUACACGCUCAACAAGGAGGUCUCCAUUGACGAGGCCAUGAUUGCGUUUACCGGCCGCCUCAGCUUUAGACAGUGUAUGCCCGCCAAGCCGAUCAAGAGGGGAAUCAAGGUGUGGAUGCUCUGCGAUGCCAGGACAGCCUUCCUUGCUCGUUUUGAGGUAAACCUGGGGCGACAGAAAAACCAGACGGAACACGGACUUGGCCACAACGUUGUGAUGAGGCUAGUUGACCACAUCUACCACUCCUUCCGCUGGUUGUUCUUCGACAACUUCUUCACAGGUAUACCUCUCAUGAAGGAACUCCUGGAGAAGGGCCUGUACGCCUGCGGGACUGUCAGGGUCAACAGGAAGGGAUUCCCGAGCCAGUUGAAGAAGCCAGCAGAGGUACGCCAGCGCGGAGACUUUAAGAUCAUGCAGUUGGGUGACACCAACCUGACUGCCACUGUGUGGAAGGACAAGCGACUUGUUCAUCACUUGUCCACGUUGAGCGACCCUACCGUCACUUUACCUGUACAGCGACGAUGUGGAGCCAACGUCAUGCAGCUACAGUCGCCACACAGUGUGAACGUCUACAACAUGUAUAUGGGUGGUGUCGACCUUCAUGACCAGUACCGCGCUAAGUAUGACGUUGGGCGCUGUUCCAAGAAGUACUGGCGAUACCUCUUCUGGUUUCUUCUGAACUGUUGCAUUGUGAAUGCCUUCAUCCUCUACAAACUGACGUCCCGCAGGAGAAUCGGCAGGAAGCGGUUCAUCCCCCUUGAUUUCCGCCUGGAACUUGUCCGAGAACUGGUUGGCGGGUACUGCAAAAGAAAACGGGCAGCACCGGAAGGCAGAGGGAGAGAUGGCUUGGUGGAGCAGAUAAACAUGGGGGGCCAUGUCAUGUCCCGACUCUCCGACAAGACAAAGACCUGCAAGUACCACACCCGAUACCUGAAGCAGCGGAAGGAGACGAAGUUAGGAUGUGCUACUUGCGGUGUCCACCUGUGUCAGGAUGGUUGCUUCGCCAGAUAUCACAACCUGUGAUGAGUAAUAACUUUACUUGUAAUGACACUUUUUAACUUCGUUUUUCGAAAAAGUGUCAUGUGCAAUCAAGUAAAAGUUAUCAUGGACACACACAUUGCUAAGAAAAGGACAUUGAUUAGGACAUUGCUACUGUAUAUAUUGCAACUAUAUUUUCAGUAUUCAGAUUAUUAUAUUUUUAAAACUAAGAAGUAAAUUAUUUAUUUAAUAUUUCUAAUUUUAUAAGCCAUGAAUUAUAAAAAUUGAUUAGAUUUUAUUUCAUUUGUCAUGUCGCAUUAUAAUUAAAAAAAACUUAAUAGUAAAUAAGUUGU